UACGAAAAACACCAAAACAAAAACCCUAGACUUAUAGAGAACCAUCCCUAUAAAGGCCCCAAACCCUAAGUUCACUCUUAUUGUUCCUCCAGCAGUCGAAAAUGUCGAAGCGAGGACGUGGAGGAUCAGCUGGCAACAAGUUCAGGAUGUCACUGGGUCUGCCAGUGGCAGCAACAGUGAACUGUGCUGAUAACACUGGUGCUAAGAACCUUUACAUCAUCUCCGUGAAGGGAAUAAAGGGUCGUUUGAACCGUUUACCUUCUGCUUGCGUUGGUGAUAUGGUUAUGGCCACUGUCAAGAAGGGGAAGCCUGAUCUCCGGAAGAAGGUCAUGCCUGCUGUCAUUGUUAGGCAGCGUAAGCCUUGGCGCCGAAAGGACGGCGUUUUCAUGUACUUCGAAGAUAAUGCUGGUGUCAUAGUGAACCCUAAAGGAGAAAUGAAAGGCUCUGCAAUUACUGGUCCAAUUGGAAAGGAGUGCGCUGAUCUUUGGCCAAGGAUUGCAAGUGCAGCCAAUGCCAUCGUUUAAGAGCUUUAAUUUUUCUGUUCAAUCCAUUUGGAACAUACUGUCGUUAGUCUUGAUUGUUUUUGUAGGGAUAAUCUUAGUUGUGUUUAUGAAAGCUUGACUGAAUUUUGUUUGCGAGCUUUAUAUGCAGUUAUAAACUGCAUGAAGUUUGCGCAAGAAAGAUGGUAUAAUUUUGGUGUUGAUUUCAAAUUUUAUGGAAACCCUUCAUCUAAAUUUCUAGCU
Molecule: messenger RNA, 743 nt
Organism: Populus euphratica (Euphrates poplar)
Lineage: Eukaryota; Viridiplantae; Streptophyta; Magnoliopsida; Malpighiales; Salicaceae
Product: 60S ribosomal protein L23
Exons: 4
Coding region: 102-524 (140 amino acids)
Biological process (GO): translation
Cellular component (GO): cytosolic large ribosomal subunit; ribosome
Molecular function (GO): structural constituent of ribosome; large ribosomal subunit rRNA binding
Source: RefSeq, a predicted model, not a curated record